Habropoda laboriosa is the source of this 723-nucleotide messenger RNA. RefSeq lists its product as uncharacterized. Lineage: Eukaryota; Metazoa; Arthropoda; Insecta; Hymenoptera; Apidae. The coding region runs from base 1 to 723 and encodes 240 amino acids. The transcript has 4 exons. The record is from RefSeq and is a predicted model, not a curated record.
AUGGCGGGGAACGUCUUUUAUAUCGUGCUGUUAUGUUUCGUGUUGUUAGUUGUGUGGGCAGAUGAUCGCGUUCUUCUCACUGAAGUAGACGAACGACGAUGGAACACGCCACCGGAACUUAUACCGGAGCAAGUUAUCAAAACAGCCGACACGAAAUAUGAACGAUCGUUGUCUAUUCCAAUCACGACAAAUAUCAAUGUGAACACAAUGAACAAUGCACAGACUUUGGGCUUUCAAGUAGCACCCGACGGCAUCAGCUACUCUGAAAACAACUUUAAUCGUCCGUUGUUCCAGCCGAAUGGAGGCAUUUCACAAAGUCAGUCGGUUUCGUUGGCUCUCGGAUCAACCGCUAUGCAUGCUUCUGCAUCGGGAAGCAUACAAAAUGGACACGGAAUCGCGACAUCUAUCGGUUCUCUGCAUUUUCCAGCUCCUUCGAUUUCAACUAACACUGCAUUCCCUUAUGGAAUGACUUCGAUCCGAUUUCCGGGACACAAUCGGCCUACUUGGACUAACAUUCGACCGAAUCAUAAUAACAACGGCCAACAUCCUCAGCGGAUGCCGAAAUUAGACAUCGAAGUCCAACCGCAUCGUAAACAAAAUGACGGACCAAUAACGUUACAUAUCUCGGCCCACGAUAUGCGAUGGAAUAAUAGGCAACCGCAAAUUCGUAUACACAAGUGGCAACCUAGUUAUAGAGAUUAUUAUGAUAACGAACAAACAUAA